This is a messenger RNA of Chaetomium fimeti, 427 nucleotides long. RefSeq lists its product as uncharacterized. NCBI's taxonomy places the organism in Eukaryota, Fungi, Ascomycota, Sordariomycetes, Sordariales, Chaetomiaceae. The coding region runs from base 50 to 373 and encodes 107 amino acids. The transcript has a single exon. The record is from RefSeq and is a predicted model, not a curated record.
CGCAAGAAGCGGUCGUCCCAUUCACCAAUGGGGCAGCAGCCCGCGGAGGAUGAGCCGUGUGUGCUUCUCACUCCUUCCCGCAUGCCGUCUCGCACUUGCCCGCUUCCAGGACUGCUGCUGCCAUUGCAGUGCGUUGUGGUUGUGGCUGCUGCAGGCAGCGCACCACUUGGAGGGCCAAACCCGUCUCCCUCCCGUCCCUUUUUGGCGGUCCUGGCUUGUCACGUCGCCUGCGGGUUCCAGAGCUGCCCAGAGCUGCCCGCUGCCCGCUGCCUCGUUUUGUAAAUUUGAACUGCACAGCAAAGCAAGCCACCACGCCCGCCCGCCAGCCGUCCCGUUCCCCGUGCCCUACCUUAGUGUAGUUCAUCUACAUUAGGAGCCACAACGUCACGUUUCUGAGCCCGUCCCUCGAGCGGGAAGGGAAGGAGGG